Messenger RNA from Calliphora vicina (urban bluebottle blowfly), 2256 nucleotides. It is a transcript of the gene PGAP5, whose product is annotated as Per1-like protein PGAP5. Gene Ontology annotation, biological process: GPI anchor biosynthetic process. NCBI's taxonomy places the organism in Eukaryota, Metazoa, Arthropoda, Insecta, Diptera, Calliphoridae. Bases 810 to 1928 code for a protein of 372 amino acids. Gene Ontology annotation, molecular function: hydrolase activity. The transcript is spliced from 5 exons. The record is from RefSeq and is a predicted model, not a curated record.
UAAGAUGGAAGACACAAAGUUAAGCAAAGCAAUAUAAAUGAAAACAAACUAAACCAAUAAGUAAAACGAAACUAAGCCACCAGGAUGAGGAAUCUCCACCACGAAGAAUCUCAAUUCAACAACAUGUGAAAUAUUCGGGCCAUCGAUUCAUAGUAGGCAGGCAUCUCAACACUAGUAUGCAAUUGGUGUAAAAUCUAUUACUAUAUCUAGGAAUCUCAACGCAUUAUAUAAUUGGGGUAAAAUCUAAAACUAUAUCUAGGAAUAUCAAAACUCUAUUAUACAAUUGGGGUAAAAUCUAAAACUAUUACUACGUUUACACGUAGCCUAUUCGCAAAUAAAAAUUAUUUGCAAUUAAUUAACUCACUGUUUAUAUGUCACAUUAGUUACAGAAAAUUCUUGGUUUUAUGAGAUGCCGGAUGGUAAAAUGUAAUUAUUUGGUAGCUCUUUUAUUGAAUAAAAUAUGAUACAUUUUUUAUUUUUUUAAAUGUAAAAAUUAUAGAAUCAAAAAUUCUUGUCCGUCUUGUCAAUCCAAUUAAUUCAAAAACGCAAUGAAAUAUUUAAAAAACAUCUUAAACUAAAAGCGUUAAAACAUAUGGCAAUGCUUAAUAUCUUAUUUGCAAAUAGGUUCGUAAAUCAGGAAUUGUUUUCGUGAGUUAGCUAUUCGCAAAUAAAAAAUUAAUUCACUGUUUAUGCGACAUUUUUUUCUAAUUGCAAUAUUUUUAUUUGCUAAUAAGCCGUGCGUAUAAACGUAGUAUUUAUUAACUUAAUCGGUAGCACUUGUGUUAAAAAUACCAAAAAAGUUAAACAAUAUGCAGUGGCGGCGUUACGUCUUUUUAAUCGUAUUUUCGGUGGGUUUCUGUGAGUUUCUUGGAGAUUUUAUUAUACUUUCGAAGUGUCAAUGGCCAAUAGGACACUCAGAAACAUUAGCGCAAGAUGAUGUCAAUGCCAAUACUUUGCAUGCAAUGAUAAUAGCUGAUACCCAUUUACUGGGUCCCAUAAAUGGACAUUGGUUGGAUAAACUAUAUCGUGAAUGGCAUAUGAGGCGGGCAUUUCAAGCUUCAAUGCUUGUGCAUAAACCCAACGUGGUUUUUGUCUUGGGCGAUCUAUUUGAUGAAGGUGACAUGGUAGAUCACGAUGAAUUCAAAGAGUAUGUCAGAAGAUUCCACAGCCAUUUUCAUGUGUCGCCCUCAAUACCCGUCAUUAGUGCUGUCGGUAAUCACGAUGUUGGUUUCCAUUAUAAAAUGCAUCCUUAUUUUAUUGAUCGAUUUGAGAGAAAUUUCAACAAUUCUGGAGUUCAACUGUACACAAUGCAUGGUAAUCACUUUAUAUUUAUCAAUUCAAUGGCCAUGGAAAAUGAUGGUUGCGAAUUUUGUGAAGGUGCUAUAAAUGAAUUGAAAAACACAGCAGAUAAGUUAAAUUGUCUUAAAAGUCCAAAGGAUUGUACCGAUAUCAAAACUCUUGAAAACCACCAACAUUAUAGUCGUCCCAUAGUUUUGCAACACUUUCCCACAUAUCGAGCAUCAGACAAAUCAUGUAGGGAACAUGAUGCUCCCCAUAUCGAAGAAUACCGUGAGAAAUGGGAAGUUCUAUCUAAAAAUUCUACAGAUUGGUUGGGAAAACUACUGCAUCCUCGUUUAUCGUUUGCCGGUCAUACUCAUCAUUAUUGCUAUUCCAUCAAUCGCUGGGGUGUAGAAGAGUAUACAGUGGCUUCAUUUAGUUGGCGAAAUAAAAUUAAUCCCAGCUUUCAAAUGGUUUCUCUUACUCCAACAACCCAUGCAGUAUUGAAGUGUGAUAUACUAGAGCAGCAAUUAGUUUAUAAUACUUAUAUAGUUUCCGUUGUUGUUUUUAUGUUUUUAUUUAUUUGGGAUUGCAUACAAAUCUUACAAAAUCUAUGUCUUAAAUCAAAAACAAAGAAUAAAAUAAUUUAGUUUUUAUAAUCGAAAAUUGAAUUCAUUUAUACUGAAAUUUUAACAAAAGUGUACUGUUUCGGAAAAUACAGGUUUAUGCUUCACAAUUAGCACAAAUAUCGCUCAUAAACAGUAAUUGGAAGUCUAAAUUUUAAAAAUUCUCAGUUAAAAACUUUACCAUUUUAUUGCUACAAACACAAGAAUAAUGUAAUUUUUUUUAGUUUAGUAAGGAUAUUUUGAUACAACAAUACAGAAAAACAAAAAAAAAAUUGUUUUAUAAUAUUUGUCUUUAUUUUUGCAAUAAUUUUGACAAAAUGGUGAAUAUAAUCUGAUUUGAAAAAUAUAAAAA